Arctia plantaginis is the source of this 633-nucleotide messenger RNA. Lineage: Eukaryota; Metazoa; Arthropoda; Insecta; Lepidoptera; Erebidae. The record is from the annotation of a GenBank genome assembly.
AUGCUUUGUAAGUAUCUUAAGGAUUAUGCUCCAGAACGUAUAAAGAGUGUGGAAUUACUGUUUCCAGUGGUGGGUCACUCGUUCCUACCACCAGACCGUGUAUUUGCACAAAUAGAAAAAAAUAUUAAAAAGAACGAGGUUAUAACUAAUCCGCAAGAUUACUACAAAAUAUUCAACGAGCAUGGGACCGUUCUGAAACUGGGUUCAGAAAUUAUAGUUCAGGAUUGGAAAGAGGCAAGUACUGAAAUAUUAAAAGGAACGAACGCCAUGCAUUUUUCUAUUAAGCAAUGUAAGCGGUUUUUCAUUAAAAGAAACAAACAGAAGCUAAAUGUAUUAGUAAGGGCAGAAGAAUCUUAUCAUAAUGCUUUGGGCACCUACAAAAAUAUUUGCAAGAAGAAUAAAACCGUUAGUCUAAUAAAUCCUAAAAACAAACAUAUGAAUGUGGCGGUUAAGAAAGAAAAACGGUACGAUGUUAUUAAAUUUUUGAAAGCUCAUUACGGAGACCAGUGGGAACUUUUGCCAGAUCUAGAGUACUAUAAAAAUGUAAUUCAAAGGUCAAUUAGUGAUAACAGUAUUUCUUAUUCAAAUGAAAGAUGUGAGAUGGAGGAAGAAUUGCCCAAUUUGAUUAUUUAA